This is a messenger RNA of Sphaeramia orbicularis (orbiculate cardinalfish), 2151 nucleotides long. RefSeq names its product nudix (nucleoside diphosphate linked moiety X)-type motif 9 (gene nudt9). NCBI's taxonomy places the organism in Eukaryota, Metazoa, Chordata, Actinopteri, Kurtiformes, Apogonidae. The record is from RefSeq and is a predicted model, not a curated record. The transcript is spliced from 8 exons. The coding region runs from base 72 to 1115 and encodes 347 amino acids. Gene Ontology annotation, molecular function: ADP-ribose diphosphatase activity.
CUUCCUAGUUACUUAAUGCUGCAUGUUGUGGUUGCUUCACAAUCCGUUUAUUGAUUUAUUACAGUCCAGGAAUGGUACAUUUCUUACUGCGACGAAACUGGAUUGGACAAAUUCGUCUGGCACUCACUCUUUUCGGACUCCCGUUUCCUGUGUGCGCCUCCGGAGUUAGGCCAGCCAUCUCCUGCUCUCCUGCCAGUCCUUUCAGAACCAGUCAAACCCUCAGAUACAUCACCACCAGUUACUGUAACCAGAGUUUUCAAGCCAUGCCAUCCUCAGCAGCACCUCAUGUAAAAUCCAGAUCUCCAUUGUAUGGAGGGACUAAAGUGAAGCGCUUCCCUGUGCCCGAUGAUAAAGUAAUGUGGAGUCAGACCUGGCCUCAGUACAGUCCAGUCAGCUACACUGACCCCGCUGUAGCAAAGAAGCCACAAUGGGCUGACCCUGAUAUUGGCUCCUUCUCACCAAAGUUCAACAGUAUUGAUGGUGGUGUUGACCGGACAAGCUUUGAAGGGAACUACAAAGUAGAAAAAGGAAAACCGCUAAACCCUCGUGGACGCACUGGGUUAACUGACAGAGGUUUGCUUGGACGAUGGGGGCCUAAUCAUGCAGCAGAUCCCAUUGUCACCAGGUGGAAAUUUGAUGCAAAAGGUGGAAAGAUACUUCACUCAGUGUCCAAACGGCCCAUCCUGCAGUUUGUGGCCAUUAAGAGGAAGGACUGUGGCGAGUGGGCUAUUCCUGGGGGCAUGGUAGAUCCAGGGGAGCACGUUUCUCUUACACUGCAGCGGGAAUUCUCAGAAGAAGCUUUGAAUUCACUGAUGGUCCCAGCAUCGGAGAGAGCAAAAAUUCAUGAACGUAUCACGAAACUCUUCAAAUCACCAGGAUUUCAGGUUUAUAAAGGCUAUGUGGAUGAUCCACGAAACACAGACAACGCAUGGAUGGAGACAGUUGCUAUCAACUUCCACGAUGAGUCAGGCAACAGUGUGAGCGAGCUGCCAUUGCAAGCUGGUGAUGACGCAGGACAAGUCAAAUGGGUUGACGUUGACUCGUCCUUCCCCCUCUACGCGAGUCAUUCCUCUUUCCUGGAGCUGGUUGCCAAAGAGAGAAAAGCCCACUGGUAACCAGGGAGCGGACUCUACUCUUACAUUAUAAUGGAGAAAACAUGCAAGCACUUGCACUCUCUGGGCCCUGAAAGAAAUUGGGAAUUUAAGAUGUAUGAGAAUAUUGCCUCACUUAUUUCCAGCAUAAUAAGACGAAGUUAUAACAGUGUAUGCCUUAAAUGCAUCUCAUUAUUUUGCUAUACCUGUUUAUGUCCACUGUGCACUAUACAGAAACAUUAUGACUGUGCAGUAUCAGAGUAGUAUAGAAGAUAUUGUAAAAUUAAUGAUAUUAUCAGUUUGAAAGCUUGGCUGCAAUAAGAAAGCUCACUGUGGAACUGUGAAGUUUUCCAAGAAUGUUAAAGCUGCUGUUUGGAGGGAAAAUAGAGGACAUGCACUGAACAUAUUUCUCAUAGACUGUAUGUAAAGAUAGACAGAGUGGCAGCUGCAAACUAAAAUUUCUCUCACUCCCCUUGAUAGCUUCAGUAUAGAUCAUAGAUCAUGUCCCUUCUGUGUUAUUAUUCAAUGAAACCAAACUAAAACUUCAAAAUACACAUCCGAUCAAAAUUUAAUAAAGUUUCCUGUGUUUUUCAGCAGAUUUCUUGAGAAUGAGUUGUGUACAAACUGAAUAACAGCCACAAUUCCCAGUCAUGAAUCUGAUCAGGUGGUGGGCAGGGGCAUCCUGCAUCUCUAUUGUAUAAACUCUGGCUCCAAAGUGUGUAACACAAGCAACUUGUCAGUUUCUGUGAUUCUGGAAUUUUGGCUUUUUCCACAGUGAGAGGAAAGAGGAUUGCAGCAGCAUCUUUAUGUACAGUCUAUGGUAUCCAUAAUGAAGCUUUAAUUUGAAGGCAAAGCUUGAAUUUAAUACUUGGAAGAAAAAUGCAAGAUGGUGCUCAGCGGCAUGACUGACCACUUUUUUCUUUUGUAAAAUAUUAUGCUAAUUUAUUCAUCACACUAACUGAGCGUGAUCGUGUAAGAACAAACACAAUGAGCUGUUCAGCAUAACAUGUACAACAUUAAAUUGAAAUAAAGUGUGAUAAGAGGAGCAAUCAAAAUGUAA